GCUCUGACGGGAAGUGGGCGGUUCCUCAUGCAGCAGUCGCUACUUGGAUACGACGAAUAUCAACUCAGAUUUAACUUAUUUUGACGGUUUGUGAGCGUUUAGCCGUUUCAUAAAUAGACGCCACAUAAAGCAUCUCGUCACCAUUUAUUCCGUCGUCAUGGUGUUGUGGAGGAUCGAGCACCAGCUGUUAGCAUUAGCUUGUCUGGCCUCUGGUCUUCUGGCUUCAGACGAAUACCAGCACCAUGUGAGCAUAGUCCCACUUUCUGCAUUAUUGGAAAUCGGGACCAACUUCACAGCGACAUGCAACAUAAUCAACACAAAUGAAACUACAGCAGAUGACUUGUUUUGGGAGUCAUCUGGAAUUGCUGUCCCCAAAGAACAAUACACCAAGAUCAACAGCUCAGCUCUUAAUGUCACCUUGACUGUCACCAGUGAAAUGGGUCCAUGGUUAGUUUGUAAAUCCAAGAACCCAUCCUCGCCCUAUGUUACCAUGUAUCCUGGCAGAUUUUUCUAUGUGAUCCGGAUCACCAAAGGCUAUCGCCCUGAAAAGCCUGCAAAUCUUUCCUGUGUGGCUGUUCAGGAGAAGUCCGUCUUUAACAAAAUCAGCUGUUUUUGGAACCCAGGAACAGACAGAAACACUGAAAUUCAUACAACCUACACUCUGAAGGUUAUAGUAUUUUAUUAUAAGAACUUCAGUGUGGUGGCAAAGGAAAAUAACCGUGCCCAGGUGGCACUGGGGACAUUCCCUCAUCACAUGAAUAUGGAUAUCUGGGUGGAGGCGGAGAAUAAACUGGGAAAAGAAGAGUCCAGUCAUUUGAAAGAAGAAGCUGAAAUGUUUGUCAAAACAAGCCCUCCAUCAGAUGUUCAAGUCAUUUCAGAGAAGAGUUUUCCCACCUCACUUCUGAUUACCUGGAAACAUCCGAUUGGGAAUGAGUAUGUGACACUAAUGUAUCAAAUCAGAUUCUGUCGGAAUGGAUCCCACAACUGGACUUAUGUGCCUCUUUCUGACACUUCAAGGGGAAUCCAGUCUUUCAGGCUCCAGAAGCUUCUACCGUACACUGCUUAUAUCACCCAGGUGCGGUGCAAAUGUUCUGUAGAGGGUUAUGGCUACUGGAGCGAGUGGAGCAGCAAUGCUACCCGAAGAACACCGGAGGAUCAACCAAGAAGUAAACCAGAUUUAUGGCAAAUCAUCACUUCUGGUGACGACAUAAACGAACGCCAAGUGAAAAUCAUUUGUAAGGAUCCUGUGUUGUCCAAUGGAAGGAUAACAAGUUUUGACAUAAGAGUUGGUGGAAGAGCAGAGUGGGAGAGUAUCCUGGUCAACCGUUCAGAAAACCAGAGGGAGAUCACCUUCCUCAAAGAGAUUUACCUGGCUGACAAGGAAUUCGCUAAAGUAGAAGUCACCGCCCACAAUUCUGUGGGGACCUCUCCUAAGGCAGUCUUAGUCAUCCCUAAAAUAGGACAUGAACUGGCCCCAGUGGAAGGGCUGAAGGUGUGGCCCUACAGAGGCCAGCUGUGGCUGGAAUGGAAGCUUCCCAGCAUAACUACACCAAUAAAUGUGACACACUAUGUGGUUGAGUGGAAAAGUGACAUUGACAUAGCCUGGCAGUGGGAAAAUCGAGGCACCACAAGAACUGAAAUUAAAGAUGACCUGGAGUAUUUUAAGUGCUACAACAUAUCUGUGUAUCCAAUUUACUCUGGUUGGAUUGGGAAGCCUGUAACUACAGAAGCCUUUCGAGAGCAAGGAGCUCCACUGGAAGGUCCUUCUGUUAGGCUGAAUGGUAAAGCAGGUCCCAGUGAGGCAGAACUCGUGUGGAAUGAGAUUCCUCGGGAUAAACAACGGGGCUUCAUCACAAACUACACAAUAUUCUAUUCAAGUGGGACUAAUCUAUACAACGAAACGGUGCCAGCUAAAACUUACUCCUACACUCUGAAGCAAUUGUUAAGCAACACCAAGUAUGAGACUUGGAUAAAGGCUUCAACCAUUGCAGGCUCAGCCAUUGGUCCAAAACACUCAUUUAGCACUGUGAAGUAUGCACCUGGAGAGUUUGAAGGCAUUGUGGUCGGCAUCUGUUUCGGUGUCCUUGUUUUCCUUCUGGGGACCAUGAUGAUCUGCAUCUGCAAGAGACACGUGAUCAAGCAGAAGUUUUGGCCUCAGAUCCCAAACCCUGGAAACAGCAGUAUUGGCAGCUGGUCUCCUGAUUAUCCUUUGAAAGCCGACACACCAAAGGAGAGCAGCCUGGCUGGUGUUAGUGUGCUUGAGGUGGACCUGUUUGAUGGGAGGUCUGUGUUUGAUGAUGACAAGACCAGUUUGCCUCUGAAGAAGGACAAGUAUCUAUCUGAGGAGCACAGCAGUGGCAUCGGGGGUUCCUCGUGCAUGUCGUCACCACGCCAGAGUGUGUCUGACAGCGAUGAGGGCGGGGACGUUGGUGAAACCACAGCCAGCACUGUCCAGUACUCCUCAGUGGUGGCCUCCAGCGGGUACAAGGGUCAGACCCCAACCUCUCAGCCCCAACAAGCCAUAUUUUCACGAUCUGAGUCAACGCAGCCACUCCUCGACUCUGAGGAGACCCCAGACAUGUUGGGGCAGGAGGGCAGCGAACAGUCAAAGCGUCGCCCCCGAAAUCCUGGUUUCAGCCAGGCAGAGGUGAGGUCAGACAACGCUGACUCUCCAGACUUCACCCAGCUGGAGAUGGAGGAGCAGUCAGCGCUGGAGUCGCUCAGCUUCCAUCCCAUCGUGGAGGACUGUGAGCAGGCAGAAGAGGCAGCGUGUGGGUGGCUGCAGUCAGCAAAAGUCCCCAGCUACAUGCCUCAGCGGGGCGGCUACAGGCCACAGUGAGAAAUUUCACCAGUAUUGGUUCUUUCCUGCAUUUGAGGAAGUGCGCAGGCAUCUCUUUGGCUUUUAUCAAGUAUUAACAGCUGAUAAUGCUUUGAGGCAGAUGUGUUGACGAAAGCACUUCGAGCUACACAAAGAUGAUUUCACACUCAAAUGUGCAGUUCAGUUUGAACUUCACUAACCCUUUUCUUUUAAGACUAUGGACAAUGUACAUGAGUUUAAUCAGCUGAAGCUUCAACCUCAAAAAUAUAUUUACUGCCAA
Molecule: messenger RNA, 3098 nt
Organism: Thalassophryne amazonica
Lineage: Eukaryota; Metazoa; Chordata; Actinopteri; Batrachoidiformes; Batrachoididae
Gene: il6st
Product: interleukin 6 signal transducer
Exons: 16
Coding region: 158-2839 (893 amino acids)
Biological process (GO): cytokine-mediated signaling pathway
Cellular component (GO): signaling receptor complex; external side of plasma membrane
Molecular function (GO): cytokine receptor activity; cytokine binding
Source: RefSeq, a predicted model, not a curated record